GGUGCAACUAGUUUAUUCUCGAAAGAGAUGCAUCCCGACCCCCAACUUUUAAUUCCCAAUGAAUUACCUUUUGAUGAGUUGGGAGUGGUCGAUGCUGUUCCAAUCAACAUGGAAGCACACCCGCCGAAUGAAUCUCCAGUGUACAGAAACAAGAUGCAUCCACAAAGUUUGGUUGCUAAUCUUCAUCCAGAUUUGGAUACUCAUCAUCGAUUGUUUGAAAAUUCAGUGAAGCUAUUCAAGGAUAGACCAUGUUUUGGAUCCAGACCAAUUGAUUACACCACAGGCAAAUCAGCUGGCCAUUACGAGUCCUUGACUUAUAAGGAAGUGAAUAUUAGAAAACAAAAUUUGGGUUCAGGUAUAUUACAUGUUUUGAAUAAUAAUCCAUUCGUGGACACCAAUUUGAGUAGCCACCAAAAGAUUUUAAGCCAUCAACUGAAGUAUCGCUCAUACGACUUUCACGACGACAAUAUCUCUUUUGUUUUAUCAAUUUUUUCAGCAAAUAGAAUGGAAUGGCUAUUAACUGACUUGGCAUGCUCAUCCUAUUCUAUUACAAACACCGCGUUGUACGAUACUCUAGGCGAAAAUGUUGCAAAACAUAUAUUGGAGAGUACCGAAAGCCCCAUAAUUAUUUGUUCUAAGGACAAAAUCAAGAUGUUAUUGAAGCUCAAGCAAGCAAAUGCUACCAGCUUGCAGAAUGUCAUUGCCAUUGUUUCGAUGGACCCUUUGACCGAUCAAGAUAAUGGAAUGGUUACCUUGGGUGAAGAUUUACGUAUUGCAGUCCAUGAUAUGUACCAGGUUGAGCUCUUGGGAUCGAUUAAUACGCAAAAUGAAUUGCCUCCCUUGCCCCAAACAGUUUAUACGAUUUCAUUUACGUCAGGUACCACUGGGUCCAAUCCAAAAGGAGCCAAAAUCACUCAGGCUAACAUUGCUAGUGCUAUGAGCUAUCUUGCCACGGAAAUUCCUCAGAUCAAAGACGGACGAGCCUUAAUAUACUUACCCUUAACCCACAUUUACGAAAGAGGAACUUCAGCAUUUGCUUUAACCACUGGGUACUAUCUUGGGUUUCCUCGUACAAUCACUGCCAAUAGUGAAAGGGGAGAUGCUUUUUCCAAUUUGAUUGAAGACUGUAAGAUAUUCAAGCCUCAUUAUUUCUCAAUUGUGCCUAGGCUUCUUACCAAGCUUGAAUCGGUGGUUAAAUCGUAUAUAGCUCAAGAAACCGAUUCAAUUAAUGCACAAUUGAUCAACAAAAUCAUUCAGUAUAAAACGUCAAGACAAUCGGUUAGAGAUGCUGCCAAAGGUGAGAACCAUUUGAUAGAUAACUAUCCUGGUUAUACUUACUUGAAAAAAAUGUUGGGAUUUGAUAACUUGAUUUGGACUCAGACGGCUUCGGCCCCCAUAAACCCUGCAACGUUGAUCUACUUAAAGGCUAGUUUAAGUAUUGGUGUAAGUCAAUUGUAUGGACUCACAGAAGUCACCGGAGCUUUCACCAAAGGUCAUCCCUAUGAGUGCAUACCAGGAUCCUGUGGGAGCACUGGGGUAUCAUGUGAGGUGAAAUUGGUUAGCCGUGAGGAAAUGGGUUACACUGUUGACGAACACAAGGGAGAACUAUUAAUAAGAGGACCCGGGGUAUUCCCAGGCUAUUUCAAGAAUGAUGAAGAGACAAGCAAGGUUUUAGAUUCUAACCUGGGCUGGUUUAGUAGUGGAGAUAUUGCCCGUAUUGAUCCCAACAACGGCCGCAUAUACAUCAUCGACCGAGUUAAGAAUUUCUUCAAAUUGGCUCAAGGAGAAUACAUAUCACCCGAGAAAAUUGAAAACAUUUACCUACUGAAGAAUCCAAUCAUACAACAAUUAUACAUCCAUGGUGAUUCCAUCAGACAUUGGUUGGUUGGAAUCGUUGGUAUUUCCCACGAGCUGGGAAUCAAGUUCCUAAACGACGAAUGUGGGUACAAUCGAGCUGAUAUGUCGGUCGCCGAGAUCUUUCAAGAACUCAAUAAAGUCGAAAAUAAAGCCAUUUUUUUGAAGAAAAUUAAUCAAAAUGUCAGCAGUAGCAUAAACGGCUUGGAAAAACUCCAUAAUAUCCACAUUGAGCUUAACCCACUCACCUUAGAUAGAAACGUUGUCACUCCCACCUUCAAAAUCAAACGAGGUGUUGCUUCAAAGUUUUUUGCAUCCAUCUUCAACCGAUUAUAUGAUCUUGAAAGAUCUUUGGUUGAGCACUCCAAAUUGUAG
This is a messenger RNA of Hyphopichia burtonii NRRL Y-1933, 2229 nucleotides long. It is a transcript of the gene FAA2, whose product is annotated as Faa2p. Lineage: Eukaryota; Fungi; Ascomycota; Pichiomycetes; Serinales; Debaryomycetaceae. The record is from RefSeq and is a predicted model, not a curated record. The transcript has a single exon. The coding region runs from base 28 to 2229 and encodes 733 amino acids. Gene Ontology annotation, cellular component: membrane; endoplasmic reticulum. Gene Ontology annotation, molecular function: long-chain fatty acid-CoA ligase activity. Gene Ontology annotation, biological process: long-chain fatty acid metabolic process.